UGGAGCCUGGCGGGCACUGAGUUUCGUCGGGAACUUGUGCUCGGUCAGAAUCGAGGCGAAGAUGGAGGGAACGGAGCGGCUGGAAUCUCGCGCUUCUGGGCUGAAGCGCUUGGCGAGGGCUUGACUUCGAGGCGGGGCAAAGGGAGUUCAGAAAAAGGGCUUUUCCUUACCUUUGGCGGGAGGCGCCUUCGGAAUUAAGCGGCUUCGUUUCGAGCUCAGGGCAAGAGGAGCGCUGGCCGCCCGGCUUGGCGGGAAAAAACAACGUGAGGGGAAAAGCAGACGGCGAAGGGCGCCGCCAGUUUCGUGCGCACGCGGACUGGGCAGGAGGCGAAGGCGGAAAGUGUCCGCCGACUCCCUCGGAAAUGCCGGCUGAGUGUGCCGAGCGCUGAUCGAAGAGCAAAAGCCAUUCUCCCUGAGAUGCGAUAACCGAUCGUCGUCCUACUCCUCUCCUGAGGCGGCGAAAGGGCCCGUUCGGGUCCCAGAGCGCGGUCCUUCUAGGCGGGACAGCCGGAAGGGGUUAGGAAUGUGCCAUGCCUCGGCCGGGCAAGAGCUCGUACAGCGAUCAGAAGCCUCCUUAUUCUUACAUCUCGCUGACGGCCAUGGCCAUUCAGCACUCGAGUGAGAAGAUGCUCCCCCUCAGCGACAUCUACAAGUUCAUCAUGGAGCGCUUCCCCUACUACCGCGAGCACACCCAGCGCUGGCAAAACUCGCUGCGCCACAACCUCUCCUUCAACGACUGCUUCAUUAAGAUCCCGCGGCGGCCCGACCAGCCCGGCAAAGGCAGCUUCUGGGCGCUGCACCCGGACUGCGGAGACAUGUUCGAGAACGGCAGCUUCCUCAGGCGCAGAAAGCGCUUCAAGGUGCCGCGGCCGGAGCCCCACAUGCCGGCAGCGGCAGGCAAAGCAGGGGGAGUGCUGCACCCCCACCUGAGCCACUAUUUCCAUCCUCAUCACCCGCCGCCGCCGCCGCCGCCUUCCCUGCAACCUUCAGCGUCAACCAAAGGACAUCCAGACUCGGCGGCGGCCGUGGCGGCGGCAGCCGUGGCCGUCGGAAGGUUGCCUCAAUUCCAACCUUACAGCCCGGCUCCUGGCUUCAAGCAUCCCUUCGCCAUCGAGAACCUUAUUGGCCGAGACUACAAAGGAGUGAUCCAGGGCGGUGGGUUGCCGCUGGCUUCCGUAAUGCACCACCUGGGCUACCCAAUAGCCGGUCAACAGAUCAGCACCAUGGUCAGUUCGGUGUGGCCCCACGUGGGCGUGAUUGAGCCUGCGGGCGGCAUUCCCCUUUCGCCGGGAGACUACGGACCUUUCGGGAUGCCGGUCAAGACCAUCUGCCACCCAUCGACACAGACACUGCCUGCAAUCCCUGUGCCAAUCAAGCCCACCCCGUCCAUUGCGCCAUCCACCGCCAUCUCUGCCCUGACGGUCAACCAUGUCACACAGCAGCUCUGUCAGACAACGUCUCCCGGCGCCUCCUCUUCUUCUCUUCUUGAACAGAUUCCGCCAAACUCCUCCAAUGGCAAAAUCUCCUUACAUUCUGCCUUUUACAUUCAUAGAAUGGAAGAUGGAGAAGUAUGACCCUUGACACGAUCCCAUAUAAGCAUGGGGCAAAGAUUGGUCUGGGCCUGUUGUUGAAUGUCUUUGCAAAGAACAUUUUGUGUUAUCAUAAUUAUAAUUAUCAUGUAUUUUUGUCUGUUGUAAAAUCAAAGUGUUCAGAGCCAGGUUCAGGUAAGAAUUUCUGUAUUCAAUGUUAGCCAUCAUAAACUCAGAAAUAGUCUGGUUAAUUUUGUGAAAUACUUUGCUGUAUUCAGCUAACACUUGAAUUGCUAUACAAUGACGCAAGCACGCAUGCACGCACACACAGACACCAUACUCAAGCUUAAGUCCCAAAAGACUAAAACUUUACACACAGUGGUGGUAAAGUUUGCCUCCCUGAAUUUCUUGAAAAUAAGUUUUCCUUAACCAAUGAAUUGUUGCAAUAGAAAAGAAUCAACAUUACAUAAAUGCCUAUUACUGGUUGAAUUCCACCAGAAAUAUACUGGAUCAACCUAGUGAUUUCAAUGAGACUUAUUUUCAUGUUAGCAUGUACAAAAAUGAGGUAUAGUUGGAGUGAAUUUGUAUAUAUAUAUACACACAUAUCUCAAAUGAAGUAUUUUAGCACUGUAGGUUAUGAGCUAUAAAAAUCAAAUAAAAUGUUGCCAUUGAUUGGGGUUUGCAACUUGUUCUGUAAAAUAAAUAUUCUCCCCCCCCCCAUGCUCUUGCAAGUUAAGGGUAUGCAAGCUUUUAAGUCACUCAGAAUUCUUCAUUAAUUUAUUCAAUCCUUCUUAUUUCAAACUUUUAAAAGUUAAGAAAGCAGCAACAGAAUGUCAUGCUUUUAGGAGAUUGAUAUUAAGGUCAAAGAUUUGAUUAAAAUUUAUUCUUGUUAUAUUUUUGUUAUGGUAAUUUUGAUAGUUUUGAAUAUUAGAGCAACAUGAAUUUCCCAGGGCCUAAAAAUAUUAAAAAUGACAUUUGUGCUAUGGAUUGGGAACAGAAGCAAAAAAUAAAAACAAGGUAAAAAAUUAGAAAGGAGAAAUAAGUGGAGAUUAAAAAAGAAACUGGGAUUUAAAUUUGCUUUGUAUUCCAUGUCAGAUUGAAAACAUUGCCACCAGAUAGUACAGUAAAGAGUGCAGUAAGGCAUAAGCUGAAGUUCCUGAAACUAAAGUGUAAAGCUUUUGCCCUUUUGACCCUAACUCAGAAAUAAGUUUCAUCCAACCAACACAUCAAUGUUAUAUUGCUAUAUACAUGUGCAAAAUUUGUGUUUUUCUGACUGUUUUUUAAAGAAAAAAUUAUUCUUGUGAUUUUUAUUGUCUUCAAAAGUACUAUUCUGCUUUGUGUGUGUGUGUGCUUUGAUCUGUCCUUUUCCCACUUACUUACACACUUACUACCGAUAAGCACUUUACACAAAGACGUUUCAAUGAAAUAAGAGAAUGUUCUGUUUCCAGAAAUCAGCCUUUGAGCUUUGCUUUCGGAUGGAAUCUGAGUCUCAGCUGUAGUUGGA
Crotalus tigris (Tiger rattlesnake) is the source of this 3033-nucleotide messenger RNA. RefSeq names its product forkhead box B2 (gene FOXB2). Lineage: Eukaryota; Metazoa; Chordata; Lepidosauria; Squamata; Viperidae. Gene Ontology annotation, molecular function: RNA polymerase II cis-regulatory region sequence-specific DNA binding; DNA-binding transcription factor activity, RNA polymerase II-specific. The coding region runs from base 531 to 1574 and encodes 347 amino acids. Gene Ontology annotation, biological process: regulation of transcription by RNA polymerase II; anatomical structure morphogenesis; cell differentiation. The transcript has a single exon. The record is from RefSeq and is a predicted model, not a curated record.